Molecule: messenger RNA, 2027 nt
Organism: Oryctolagus cuniculus (rabbit)
Lineage: Eukaryota; Metazoa; Chordata; Mammalia; Lagomorpha; Leporidae
Source: RefSeq, a predicted model, not a curated record
GCCGCCUCGCGCUUCCUGUCACCGAGCGCGUCCCCGGGCUCGGCGGCUCCCGCGUGCGGCCCGAGCCGAUGGCCCCACAGCGGAGGGGAGCGCCCAGGGCGCCCGACGGCAGCACGGCAGCCGAGCGCCGGCGCCCGAGCAGCACCAAGAAGGACCGGGCCCUGCGGGAGGUGCCAGGGGCGUGCCUGAGGACUGCAGGCCUGGGGGCCGGCCUCGCGCUGGCCGCACUCCUGCUCUGGAGCAGUCUGGGGACCGACGACGGUGUCACCGAGGUCCUGGCUCGCCGCGGAGAGCUUGUGGCAGGAAGGUUCGUCGAGGUGCCCUGCUCCGAGGACUACGACGGGCACCGGAGGUUUGAAGAAUGUUCUGUGCUACUGGAUGUGUUCUCAGUUUCACAAAGCCAACCUAGCACCGACGGCUGGGUUUUCAGAGGCGGAAUUCGGCUUUUCAUCGGCGGCAAUGCUUCGGGCCCGAACCAAGGGAAGACUGCCAGUGCUUCCACAGAGGAGCUCCCGGGAGGAGCUGCUCUGGACAGAAUCCCGAGGGAGGAUGAGCCCACGUCUGUUGCAUGGGCUCUGUGUCCUCAUAGACUUUUCCCUGGACCUCCGGCUUUCAAGACAGUUUUUGGCUGCACCCCCAGGAAGUGUGGCAGAGGCGUCAGCGACGUUGUCAUCACCAGGGAGGAGGCGCAGCGGAUCCGCAGCAUAGCCGAGAAGGGGCUGUCCCUGGGAGGAUCCCACGGAGGGGCUUUCCAGGCGUCCAUCCUGGACCUGCACUCCGGGGCCCUGUCGGUCGGGAAGCACUUUGUGAACCUGUACAGAUACUUUGGGGAUAAAAUACAAAAUAUCUUCUCAGAUGAAGACUUCCAGUUGUACCGGGCCGUGCGGCAGAAGGUGCAGCUCGCCAUCGCCGAGGCCUUCGGCAUCAGCGCGUCCUCGCUGUACCUCACGAAGCCCACGUUCUUCUCCCGCAUCAACAGCACGGAAGCGCAGACGGCGCACGACGAGUACUGGCACACGCACGUGGACAAGGUGACCUACGGCUCCUUCGACUACACCUCACUGCUGUACCUCUCCGACUACCUGGAGGACUUCGGUGGAGGGCGCUUCGUGUUCGUGGAGGAAGGGGCCAACAAGACGGUGGAGCCACGAGCAGGAGACUCAAACCAGAACUCCAUGGCAGCCGGACCAAGCCCCCAGGGCGGCCACAGCCGAGGGGCAGCAGACCUGUGUGCCCCCAGCGCACGCCCCAGAGCAGCCGGAGUGGCCCACGGAGGCCGACACAGCGUGGGCACAUGUGAAACCCAGACACAAACGACUGCAGGCCACUGGGUCCCAUCCAUGACUGCGACGGACAGGACACGGCCACCGGGGCAGCGGAGCUGUCAGGACAGAGCCUGGGCCGCAGGUCCCUGGGGCAUCUCCAGGUCCCCAUCCUGUGGACGAUUCCAGCUAGAACCAGCUGGAACCCAGGGGUCGGCCGGAAACCGCCGGGACCUUGCCUUGCUUGCAGCCCCCGGGCAGAGAGGACUUUGGCCAAGGUCCUCUGCUGGGGCUCGGACAGGUCCGGUCAGUGAGCAGAGGUCCCGCCUCCCCGUUUGCCCACCCCUGCCCUGGUCACAGGCGGCCAGGCUGCCCACUGGGGGACUCACGCAGCAAAGGGGCCCAGGCCCCUGUGGGAGGCGUGGUAGGGGGAGGUGGGCACCUGGGAAGCGAGGGCUCAGGCCCUGAGACACCUGAAUGAGUUCGCAUUCUGAAGCCCUGCGUGGGUGUUGGAGAAAUUUGAGAAAGACCCAAAAGAACAAAGUUGUGGGUUUUUUUGUUUUUUGUUUGUUUGUUUGACAGGCAGAGUGGACAGUGAGAGAGAGAGACAGAGAGAAAGGUCUUCCUUUGCCGUUGGUUUACCCCCCAAUGGCCACCACGGCUGGCGCACUGCAGACAACACACCACGCUGAUCCGAAGGCAGGAGCCAGGUGCUUCUCCUGGUCUCCCAUGAGGUGCAGGGCCCAAGCACCUGGGCCAUCCUCC